GUCGGCCAUUCUGCUGUUAGGAGCUGUUUCGAAUCGAUCGAAAUUUUCCUGAGUCUUUCCGUUUAUCAUAAUCAUCCGUUCAUCGUCUUUUCUUCAAGCUGCUAAAGAAUUUGUUGCCACGGAAACGGAUUCGUUCAUCUAAAUCUGCAAGAAAUUUGAUUGAAAAGUUCUGAAGUACUCACCAUAUAGUCUGGGCAUCCUUAAAUUUUCUUCUGCCGUGAGAGGUUCUUCAGUGGUCAGAAGUUCCACCCGGAGGAUGACCUCAUGCGAGCCGAAGGGACUCGAUGAGACCAGAAUGUUCAGAUAUCUAACACUGGGACAAAUGUUUCAAUAAAAAUGUUCAUCUUUGACAUGUUCAUAUAAAGAGUGGAAAAUCAUGCUAUUCGUUCCUCUAUUAAUUUUUCUUUCCUUUUCUUGGAAGAGGUGGUGAAAUACUAACCGGACAACUUUCUUAAUUCCAUUUCUGAAAAUUUAAGAUAAUAAAACCAAGUCUUUUGAAAGAAAUCUGCCAUGGAAUUAACAAAAGUUUCCAGUCUCAAAGAAAUUACUUUACUGAACAUUGCAGUCUCAGUAUGCAAAAAAUUGAACAAAUGUAUGCCAAACACACCUGACAAGACCGUAAGCAUGUUUGCGGUCUAUCAUCAUUGGAAGUUUUUCCAUUGUGGCGUUUGUUACAACGAGAUUAAAGAAAUCGCUUCACUUUUACAACUACCUACUCAAUUGGAACACCAGGUGGCAGCACUCUGCAAACAUGUAUACCUUCAAAUGUGUAUGUGGAAUGGAAGUUUUGUGAAAUUCCACAGCAUAUUGAUACCCGACCAAAUGCCGAGAUGCACUUGUCUGGACGCAGUUGAUUUCCGUCAAUAUUACCAAUGGAAACACACCGGAGUUAUCGAUGGAAAAAAGACAAUAGAGAUUCUAGUUCAAGAUGAAGGCUUAAAUUUAGAUGACCAUUUUCGUUUCGUGUUGGCCUGCUAUUUCUGUUUGGAAAAUGACGUCAUCGCCCUUUGGGAAAAGAUGCCAGAAUCAACUAAACGUUACAUUCGCUUGGACACAUGUGUGUCGCUGCCAUUAAUUUCUUUUUGGCUUAAGUGGCUGGACAAUACAAUUACAAAUGACGAUGUAAUGUCCGUAAUGCGAAUAUUCUCUAGACAAUACGAAGUGUUCGAUCGCAUACUUUGUAACGUAUCAUUAUUUCAAUACUUUUUAAAGAAUUAUUUCUUUAACCAGCGAAAACUUUUUUUAAGUUCCAUCUCUCAUUCUCUGCCCAAUUGUCCUGAAACCACUAGAUUCUGCUUACUCGAAAUGGAUGAGAGAGAUAAGAGGAAUUUAUUUGAAAAUAGCGGAGACGAGAUUCUUCUCAGUUUGUUGGACUGGCCCAUGCAAAAGCAUUUCAUGAAAUUUGCGCAUGUCUUGUUUCCCUUCCUUCGAGAAAAACAGUACUAUUCUGUAAUGUUAGGGCUUUGGUUUAAAAUAAUAUUUAAGUGGCGCGAUUUUGACUAUGUAGGGCUGCUAAUAGAAUUUUGGAGCCAAAGUCCUAUGUAUUUAAAAGAAGAUAUGAAAAGUGGUGAUAACAUACAUUUAAUGAAAUACCUUAGAGAAUAUUUAAAGAGGAAUUAUAAUUUUCUUGAUUUCACUGAAGAUUUUAAUCAGUUUAUCGAAUAAAAACCUCUCGAAUAUGAUUUUCAGUACACUCCCAAAUAUCCGGUUUGCGACUAUCCGGCCUAGUUUUCUUAUAUCGUAAUUAAAUGAGAAAAGCAAGGCGUGUAUUAAGGACUUUUUGAAAACCUAAAAGCUGUAAGUUAAUCUUAGGGUUACUUUUCAUAUCUGUUCAAACAUUUAUCAGUGAAAAAUAAAAUCAGUUUGAGUCAAUUUUCUUAAGAAUGAGGCCUACGAUUUACGUUAAUGUUUUGUUUAUGUUUCCUGCGUUUAAGAUAGGCAUCACAGAAUUUAUGUUAAUAUUGUGAACAAUUAAUAUUUUUUAACUUACUUUUUCCCUAAUAAAAUCUUGAACUGUACAGUGCAAUAUACAAACAUAUAUAAACUAUCAGUACAGAGCCUUCUAUUUUAACUCAACACGUUACCGGCAACUGCUUCUGUGAUUCAAUGGGCCGCGACCGCGUUCACUUUUUACUUGACUUGAGAUAAAUGAAGGGUUUAGUACUCAAUAAGAAAUGAGAAAAUACGUAUUAUAAUGGUGAGUUUUGGUAUAAAAAUGUUGUCUUCUGGUAUCGGUGGGCAAAUAAAUGAGUUCAUAGAACACCGGCCUAUGCGGAUGUUUUAUUAUCCGGCCUGCCCUUCCGCCACAUUAGGCCGGAUUCUCGGGAGUGUACUGUGCAUGAAAAUUUACAAAUUUUUGAUAUAAAUUCUUUCAGUGUUUUCUGUGAGCCUUUAAAACAGAAAAAAAACCCGAACAUUUAUG
Messenger RNA from Argiope bruennichi, 2422 nucleotides. RefSeq lists its product as uncharacterized. Bases 511 to 1665 code for a protein of 384 amino acids. The transcript is spliced from 3 exons. The record is from RefSeq and is a predicted model, not a curated record. NCBI's taxonomy places the organism in Eukaryota, Metazoa, Arthropoda, Arachnida, Araneae, Araneidae.